Molecule: messenger RNA, 827 nt
Organism: Mesocricetus auratus (golden hamster)
Lineage: Eukaryota; Metazoa; Chordata; Mammalia; Rodentia; Cricetidae
Gene: Spmip2
Product: chromosome unknown C4orf45 homolog
Exons: 5
Coding region: 105-683 (192 amino acids)
Source: RefSeq, a predicted model, not a curated record
GUCACAGACAGGGAGAGCAGAGACUCCGUCCUUGGCACUCUGGCGCACUCACUGCUCUGAGGACAUUCAGGCGGUAACUGCAGCAAACAGUUUCAAACCUCAGCAUGUCUCUGUCACACCGGGAGCCGCUCUCUGAGACGGUGGGAAAGCGCAUGGUCGUCACAGGUCCAGACUACAUAAAAGACCACUUGUCUAAAGUGCACCAGCAUAUAGCCUACAUAGGAGAGAAGCGUCCUGUACUAGAGAAAACGGGAGACCUCAGAUACUUAUGGAGAUCUGCCCCAAACCGAAGCCUGCCACCAAAAUAUAAACACGAGUAUGUGGGUGGCAUUGGAUGGGGAAUACCCGAGUUCUGCUUCAUCAACAGAUCACGAUUGGAGAGUGGCUUUCAAAACCAGCUUGGAGAAGUAACUCUUGGUGCGAUUGAAAGACUAAGCCACCGUUAUCAAAACCCAUGGCAACCGAGGCCUUCAGUCCUGGACAAGCAAGGAGGACACAGUCGUGCUUUUCUUGCCUGGAAUAUGAGUGAUUACGAAGACACCCAACAGAGAAACUCCCAAAGAGCUAUUCUCGUUAAACAGAGUAAAUCACCAAGGACCACUUUGCCCUCCAGGCUGCCAAGGAAGGAAGAGAAGAAAAGGAAACCCAAGCCUCAAAGUCAGAACAAAUCAGACUGCUUCUAGGACAAAAGAAGAUCGUAAUAGCCCUGAGUGUUUCUCCUGCUAUCCACGGGACACAUGUCCCGCAAGAGCAUCUCCCACUACUCUGGGACAGACGUCCCGCAAGAGCAUGCUUCAGUUAAGAGUCAAAUAAAAUUUUUAUGAAAG